Messenger RNA from Diorhabda carinulata, 2261 nucleotides. RefSeq names its product cytosol aminopeptidase-like. NCBI's taxonomy places the organism in Eukaryota, Metazoa, Arthropoda, Insecta, Coleoptera, Chrysomelidae. The record is from RefSeq and is a predicted model, not a curated record. Gene Ontology annotation, molecular function: metalloaminopeptidase activity; manganese ion binding. The transcript has 3 exons. The coding region runs from base 168 to 1751 and encodes 527 amino acids. Gene Ontology annotation, cellular component: cytoplasm. Gene Ontology annotation, biological process: proteolysis.
UCUAUCGAUUCUGUGUUGAUUCCAUGUGACGUCAGAUGUGAAUCUAUUUAAUAUUAAAAAAAUGAAUGUAGGUGACGAGGGUAACUAAUAAACAAACAUUUUUUUUUCAAAAUUUUCUCGUAAACAUGAACGAAUAAAGUUAUUAGGUUGAUAAGAACUAAAUUAGUAUGUUUCCUUUGGCAAUUUUACGAAAUUUUAACAAAUUUAGACCAAGAAUCUGCCGUGUGCCUAGUUGUCGGAGGUUCUGUUCAGAUGACUGCGGCGAAGAAAGAAAAGGGCUAAUACUGGGCGUAUACGAGGGAGAGAACAACGAGACCCUCUUUACAAAAGCGGCAUCAAAAUUCAACGAUCAUUCAGGCGGAAAAUUAUACGAAUUAUUAAAAAAAGCUGGUAGCGAUAUUCGAAAGGGUCAAGCAAAAGUUUUCAACAAUGUCGACAAGGAGUUCUGGGGCGUUGCCGUAGUUGGAUUGGGAAGAGAAAAUCUGGGUUACAAUGAAUUGGAAGCUAUCGAUGAAGGUCUGGAAGCUGUCCGGGAAGCGGCUGGAAUGGGUGCUCAGCUCCUGAAAGAACAAGGCGCUACGAGAAUUCUGGUAGAAGGAUUAGGUCAUCCGGAACAAGCAGCCGAAGGCACUGCAUUAGCUCUAUGGCGGUAUCAGGAGAACAGAUCCCGUCAAUAUUGGCAAGUGAUACCAACUUUGGAGCUUUUCGACGAUUGCGAUGCGGAAAGUUUCCAACGAGGUUUGUUUAAGGCGGAAUCUCAGAAUUUAGCCAGGCGUUUGUCGGACACGCCAGCCAAUCAAAUGACGCCAUUGCAUUUCGCUCAAGAAGCCGUAAACGAGUUGUGUCCUUGCGGUAUCAAAGUUAUGGUACACGAUAAGGAUUGGAUCGAAUUGAAACGGAUGAAUGCGUUUCUUACUGUAGCUAGAGGAUCCUGCGAACCGCCUGUUUUCCUGGAAAUAUCAUACUGUGGAGCUCCUGUUGACCAAAAACCUGUUUUGAUGGUUGGCAAAGGAAUUACGUUCGAUGCUGGUGGUUUGUGUUUGAAAAAAUGCGAGGGUAUGGGCCGAUUCAGAGCCGAUAUGACAGGAGCAGCGGCUAUAGUAGCUGCCAUUCGAGCUGCUUCUGCCUUAAGUCUUCCAAUAAACAUUGACGCCGUUAUUCCUCUAUGUGAAAACAUGCCGAGCGGAAUGGCGAUGAGAGUUGGUGACGUAAUAAUGAGUCUUAAUAAUAAAUCUAUCAGGAUAACUGACACUGAUAACGAAGGAAGACUUAUAUUAGCUGACGCUCUUAUUUACGGUCAAGGUGUGUCUCAUCCACGAUUGAUAAUCGAUGUCGCUAGCUUAACUCCCGGAGUCAGGGCUGCACUAGGUUCAGCAGCGUCCGGAGUAUUUACGAAUUCCCAAACUAUGUGGUCGCAAGUUCGUAAAGCGGGCGUUAUUACGGGUGACAGAUGUUGGAGGCUGCCUUUAUGGAAAUUCUUUAUUAAAAAAGUGACUCGUUUCCCGUCACACGAUGUCGAUAAUAAAGGCUUGGGACACGGAUCUAGUUGUCUGGGGGCAGCGUUUCUGAACGAAUUUAUAGAUUGCGUCGACUGGAUUCACUUCGAUACAACUGGUGUAGGUUUUCACAGCGAACAUAAAGUUUACUCCUAUUUAACCAAGGGACGGAUGACCGGUAGACCUACACGUACUUUGAUUCAACUCCUUUAUCAAUUGUCUUGUCCGUCAGAGGGACAGCGAAAAAUUGAAUAAAUCUUCACAAAUCAAUGUUACAAAACAAUUUUUUUUUUCUCGACGUUUAUCUAACCAUUAUAAUUGAAAACCUAUCCUGGAAUCAUGGCAUGUAUUAACAUGGAAAAAAAUUCUUUUUCCAAAUAUUUUCUCGACGUAUGCUAAAGUAACUAGGUAGGGAAGUGGGAUUAUCAAGGAAGAUCGUUAUUGUUAUGAACAAUGUACGAUUAAAAUUUUUAUUUGGGAUGACUUAAUAAAAAGACAGCUGGUCACUGUCAACCGAUAGAAACGUUUUAAGCUUAAUAAUUUUUCAAUAUGCUGUAGGUUUUACAAUCCCUCUGACUAAAUGUAUCAGGCACAUCUGAACUAACUUAUAAGUCCCGCAUUCGUCCUAAAAUAUAUUAGUUGUAACUGAUUAUAAUAGUGUGUUGUAACUGUUGUAUCUGUCGAGCUUGUAUUGUCCCUUGCUACUUACAAUUAUGGAUUGUAAAUAUAAAACUAUAAACAAAUAAAUUUAUUGAAUCAACAGAA